AUGGAGACGGCGCCGGGCUCGCGGUGCCGCCGGUGCCUGGAGAUCCUGUGCGCCGUCCUCCUCCCGCCGCUCCGCGUCUACCUCCGCCACGGCUUCUGCUCCAUGCGGUUCUUGAUCAGCGUGCUGCGCACCAUCAUCGGCUACUACUUUUGCCUUCUCUUCGUUAUUCAAGCCCCCGUCAUGGGUUACGUGCGGAACUGCCUCACCUUCUUCUGCGUCUUGCUCCUCGUCGCAUUCCUCAACCGCCCCAGUAAUGGCGAUGACGACGACGCCGACGAAGACGACGACUCCGCCACCGCCGCCUCCUACGUCUUGGUCGCCUGA
This is a messenger RNA of Triticum turgidum subsp. durum (durum wheat), 324 nucleotides long. The record is from the annotation of a GenBank genome assembly. NCBI's taxonomy places the organism in Eukaryota, Viridiplantae, Streptophyta, Magnoliopsida, Poales, Poaceae.